This is a messenger RNA of Saccharomyces cerevisiae S288C, 1821 nucleotides long. It is a transcript of the gene AEP3, whose product is annotated as Aep3p. Lineage: Eukaryota; Fungi; Ascomycota; Saccharomycetes; Saccharomycetales; Saccharomycetaceae. The transcript has a single exon. Gene Ontology annotation, cellular component: mitochondrial inner membrane. The coding region runs from base 1 to 1821 and encodes 606 amino acids. The record is from RefSeq and is marked reviewed.
AUGAAUACAUUAAGGUGUUUGACACAAGCACUAUCCAAAAGUGGGAGAGAAGCUCCAAAACUAUAUCAGAAAGUAAUAUUUCCAGGCCUGUUCAGAGAGGGUAUACCAAUUGCAAAUGUCAAGAAAGUUGAUGAAAAAAUAAUAGAUAGCCCAACAUCAACGUCAGUUAAUGGAGAGGCAAAAAAAAUAGUACGGCAUGGUGUGAAGUAUGAAAGGGAGCAAGUUAAGGAAUACCUUUCAAGCCUGCCGACUUUAACGCUUUCUAGGAAACAAAUUAGGGAUGACUAUGAUGAGGAACGUGCAAAACGAAUGUAUAUGUUCUCUAAACAAACGAAUUCCUCGAAUAAAUUCCAGAAACUUCUUACAGCAAAGUCUCAAGAGUUUACUAGAGAACUAUUGACGCUACUGAUAGAUUGCACAUCGAAUGAGAAGAAUUCAGGGCCAGAACGCUUCACUCGUAAGUUUCUUAAGUUUAGUAAUGACGAGAUCCCUCCUCUCCCUGACUUUUCAAAGAACCCUCAAUUGUUUGAAAAUUAUAUUGGAAUACUAAGUCAUACAAAGUUCAAUUUUCGUUCAUCUUCCAAACUAAAUGGUAUUGUGCGUAAGAUGCUGCGGCACCUACUUCAUCCAACCAAUAAGACGACUCUGCCGUUGCGUUCUGCUCAAGUUUAUAAUGACUCAAUAUACUUUUUCAGUGAGCACUUCGACUUUGCGUCUUGUAGAGAAAUAUUUGCACAAAUGAAGGCUGAGGGGACUAAACCAAAUACAAUCACUUUUAAUCUUUUACUGCGUAAUGUAGUGAAAAACUCGCAUAUUAGAAAAACGAAGCACCCUGACGAUGAGGUCCUUUUUUAUCUUAGAAGUAUGCGUAAUCAUGGAGUUUUUGCAGAUGUAAUAACUUGGACGACAUGUUAUAACUUUCUUCGUGAUGAAGUUUCGAGACAAUUGUACAUUGUUCAAAUGGGUGAACAUUUAGGAAAUUUUAACGUAAAUUUUGUUUAUACUGUGCUAAGGAACGGAGAUUAUAGAGCAGAGGACUGUUUAAAAGUUUUAGCAGCAAAUUCACUACCGAUUUCCCGUAAGACGUUCUAUCUGUGCAUAGAACGACUACUAAACGAGGAACAACUUGAAACCGCAUCUAAAUUACUUGACUAUGGUUUUCAGCACUUGAAAAGUAAUUUUAAGUUGGACUCGGAGGCAAUGAAUCAUUUCAUGCGGGUAUUUGCUAAUAAGGGAAGAAGUGAUUUGGCAUUCCUUUGCUAUAAUACUUGUCGUAAGAUUUACAAAAUUAAACCUGAUUCUCAGACGUUCGAAAUGUUAUUUAAAGCGUUAGUUAGGAAUGGCAACACCAAGAAUUUUGGGGCAGUCCUACAGUAUAUCAAAGACUUAAAGGUUAGUGAAGGAUUUGGAUUGCGGACAAGUUAUUGGAGAACCAAAGCAGACUCAAUUUUCAAAUUUGGUAGUCCUAAUACGCUAUCAGAAAAGUCAAUUGAAAAAGCAAGAAAAUUGUUGGGCAACCUGAUUGCUUCCGAGGGUGAGUUCUCUUGGAAAAUUUGGAAAGAAAGUGAUUCUUCACAAAAAAAAAUACUACGUUUUUUGGGUUGUAUCCCCACUACUUUACGCUGCACCAAUACAGCACAAGAUCAUCAGAAGCCCACAAACCUACCCUCAAACAUUUCCCAGAAAAAAAGAGAAUAUCGAAAUCGGGUUAAAGCAAUAGCCACAAAGGCUGCUUUGGAAAAAAGAAUGGCGUAUAUCAAAGACAAUGAUGUAGCUUUCAAAAAAGAGCUAGUAAAGAGGAGAAUAGUUGGGGAGGUUUGA